Messenger RNA from Protopterus annectens (West African lungfish), 1534 nucleotides. RefSeq names its product uracil nucleotide/cysteinyl leukotriene receptor-like. Gene Ontology annotation, biological process: phospholipase C-activating G protein-coupled receptor signaling pathway; positive regulation of Rho protein signal transduction. Gene Ontology annotation, molecular function: G protein-coupled receptor activity. Bases 36 to 1010 code for a protein of 324 amino acids. Gene Ontology annotation, cellular component: membrane. NCBI's taxonomy places the organism in Eukaryota, Metazoa, Chordata, Ceratodontiformes, Protopteridae. The record is from RefSeq and is a predicted model, not a curated record. The transcript has a single exon.
UCUAUGAAAAUAAAUGAAGGUGUAGUCACAAAAGAAUGAAUGUCUCCUUCGAAUGUACUUAUUUCUGGAAUGUAUCCAGCGAAGAUGCACUUUCACCUUUCAAAACAGGCAGCACUGAGAAUAUUUUAUUUGCUACCUUUUACAUAGUGGAUUUUAUUCUUGCAUUCCUAGGUAAUGCAACUGCCCUCUGGAUCUUCCUUUACCACAGGCAAGCAGGAUCUCCAGCAAACAUAUUUCUGAUGCAUUUGGCCAUUGCUGAUAUUGUUUACGUGAUGGUAUUACCAAUGAAGAUCGUUUACCACCUACAGAACAGUCAUUGGCCAUUUGGGGAAGCACUUUGCUGCAUUACAGGAUUUUUAUCAUUUCUUAACAUGUAUGCUAGCCUUUACAUUAUGGCUUGCAUCAGUGUAGAUCGCCUUCUUGCAGUUGUUUUUCCUCUUAAGUCGAUUAAAAUCAGAAAGCCCUUGGUUGUUCAUAUAACAUGCACUGCAUUGUGGUUAUUAACCAUUAUACUGAUGGCACCAAUGCUUGGCUCUACUCAAACUGCAAAAAUUAAUAAUACAAUUGUGUGCUUUCAACUUUAUCGUGAGAAGUUUUCCAAAAAAGCCAUUUUCUCUAUUAUUGUUGGUUUUGCAGUUCCUUUUUUCACAACAGCAUGUUCUUACUUACUGAUUAUCUAUAGUCUUCUAUUCAACACUCAUCAAAUUAAUAGCAGUCUAAAGAACAAAGUGGUGAAAAUGAUUAUCUUAGUGCUUUUAAUUUACUUCAUUUGUUUUGUUCCAUAUCACAUUAGUCGCCUUAACUACAUAAUUUCAUGUACAAGCCAUCGUCAGCUUUCCUGGGAGGAACUGAAAAGCCUCAGUUUCACUAAUCGCAUCACUUUCUGCCUGACCAGUCUCAAUCCACUUUUGGAUCCCAUCAUGUAUUUUUUCUUGGCUGAGAAGUUCAAAGACACACUGCAGAAGCUAUGCAGAAGGCAGCUCAAUAAGCUUUUCAUCUGCACUUCUUAGAGAAUGAAUUAAAAACACAAUUAGACAGGGCCAUGGCCAAGAUGGCAACCUGCUAACAGCACAAAGUCUUAGCUCUGCUUUAUUUUCUUUUUUUCUGACAGGAUUUUAUUAUACAAACUUAAAAACUUAUUUUCGUAUACAUUUUGAGUCUUUGAAACUAUUUGAAAGAAAAAUACAUUUUUGUAUGUUUUUCUUUGAUUUUUCCUGUCAGAAUUUUAUUGGCUGUUGUGACAGAAUAAGCCACUCAAAAGUGAACUCUCAAGACAAUUUGGUGAAAAAGGAACUACAGUCUAUAAUGGGCUGUAUCCAGCAGCUUUACUUUUUAUUGGAUAAAUGUGAGAUCAAAAUGGACAAUAUAAAAGAAGAUUCCAAGAAACAAACAAAUGUUAAAAGAGAUCAUAAAAAAUACAAUCUGUUCAGAUUUCAGCAACAGAAGACACAUUGAACCACCUGUAGAGCAGAAUGGCAAAGAGUGAGAAUCACACAGAAUUCAUGUUAAAACAAAAUACUUUGCCUAUAGAAAA